Staurois parvus is the source of this 307-nucleotide messenger RNA. NCBI's taxonomy places the organism in Eukaryota, Metazoa, Chordata, Amphibia, Anura, Ranidae. The record is from the annotation of a GenBank genome assembly.
UUUGACCCUGACUGCUCUGUUGCUCCUCUUGUUCAAGCAUCCACCUCUUAUCUCCUGGUAAGACAGACUGAACCAUAGGCAUUUUGCACAUGCUCAGUUUGGUGUGUAUUGCUAGAGAGAGUGCAUGUGAUCAGCACAGGGCCAAUCAGCACUGGUCAGACAGAGGUCAGGGGUUUUGCUUCCUCAUAGAGGAGAAUGAAAACUUCUCCUACAAGCUUUAAACAGUGCUCAGCUGGACACUGCUAGAAGCCACAAGACUGCUCUAACUUCUGAUAAGAAAAGGUAUUUAGCAGUUUAUAUUUACUAA